AUGGUUACCCGAAAGCCCGGUACCCAGGCCCUCUCGAUAAGAACUUCGCCUUCGUCCACUGCCUCGUCACCCACCGCCUCUGUCGCCGACUUUGACCACCGGGAACUCAAGAUGGCCAUGAGUGACUGCCAGCCCCAGCCCCAGCCAUUGUCCGUCUCCAUACCGAAAAACAUCCCGAGUCCCCAUGGCCGCAAGCCCAACCUGUCCGAGAUACUCAACAACACAGCACCUCCACCCUACACCCUCACCUCCUUCAUGGCCUUCUUAUCGCAGAACCACUGCCUCGAGAACCUGGAAUUCACAAUGGACGCCUCGCGCUACCGCAAGCACUACUCCAAGAUGGUCAACCGCCAUCCCGGAAGCCCCAUCUCGCCCCUCUCCGACGAGUGUGCAUACGUUCUCAUGCUCUGGCGUCGUUUGAUCGAUGCCUACAUUCGUGAGUCUGGUCCGCGCGAAAGUGCCCACCCCACCAUGAGCCACGACAGUUACGCCGGCAGCAACAUGUCCCGCUCGUCGACUCGCAGCUACGAUGAACGCAGCGCCCGCCCAUCACAGCCACCUGUACCCGCUAGCCAACGAGCCUCGGCACCCUCAUCACUCGCCUCGGGCUUCAUGCACUCGCGUCCCUUCUCCCACUCUCGAUUCCACUCGCAACCCACCUCAUCGGCUCAGCCGGCUCCUCGUGUUACCUCUGGCUAUACCAGCGGUAGCGAUGCCUUGACCGACGACUCCGGUAGCGCUAGCAGCCCGUCUGGCAUGAGUGACCCGCUCACGCCCCCUGGUACCCCGCCCAUGAGCGACUACCCCAUGACCGAUUUCCACCACGCCUACUACGAGAAUGGCUCCCACAGUGGUACUCCCAGCCCCCGCAACAGCCGGGGCGAUCACGGACUCGCCAGCGCUACCAGGGACUCAUGGAAGCGUGUGAGCAGCAAGCUCUGGCCAAAGAAGAAGAGUGGCGGCCAGCUCCGCGACGACGAACCCGGUGUUGUCGAGGGAGGCCUCUUCUAG
Pyrenophora tritici-repentis Pt-1C-BFP is the source of this 1011-nucleotide messenger RNA. The record is from RefSeq and is a predicted model, not a curated record. Lineage: Eukaryota; Fungi; Ascomycota; Dothideomycetes; Pleosporales; Pleosporaceae.